Ogataea philodendri is the source of this 321-nucleotide messenger RNA. RefSeq lists its product as uncharacterized. The transcript has a single exon. Lineage: Eukaryota; Fungi; Ascomycota; Pichiomycetes; Pichiales; Pichiaceae. The coding region runs from base 1 to 321 and encodes 106 amino acids. The record is from RefSeq and is a predicted model, not a curated record.
AUGGUCUCCACCGACGUGUCAAUGUAUUUUGGGUUCGCAGACAGGUUCGAGGACGUGUGCACGAGGUUCCUGGUGUGGUCGCGAAGAUACGUCAUUCUGGACUUGCGGUAUCUGUCGGUUUGCAUCCGUUUCUUCAAAACCACCAGCUGGGCACGCUCUAUAGGGUCGAUGGAGAAAGAUGGGGCCGGUUUUUUGAUCUGCUUCGAGGGAAGCACCGACGACGUGGAGAUCUUGCGUUUGGAAGGAACAGAGGCAGACGAAACGCGUGACGGCACCGUCAAUGUAGACUCGUCGGCCAAGUUCGUGGACUCUGCCUUGUGA